AUAAUCAGUAGGAAAAAAAAUCCUGUUUAUCAUGAUUACACGAACAAAAAAAGCCUGAUUGACCAGCACAAAAAUAACGAAAUGUACAAACGAAAGAUAAAUUCUUCAAUCUUUUUUUUUUCUUUCAACAAACUCUCACUUUGAACUGGUUAUUUCUCUUUCUUAUCUUUCUCACCAAAAAAGAUAAAAAAAAUAAACAUCGUCAUCCCGUUAUUAUCCGCAUCUUGUCAUUGCCGAUUUACGAGUUGUGUGCUGUUUCGAAAUUAAUAUCCUUUUUUUCUGGUGACUGUAUAUAUCAUUUAUUUUCAAUCAUUUCAUCUUGACGUAAUGAAUGAAGCAACAGGAAAAAAACCCGAUCUUGUGCCUGAUGAUGAAGGAUCUGUAGACAUAAAUGGAUUUCCAAUACAUUGGCAAAAAUUUGGCCAUGGUCCAACAAUUGUAUUGCUUAUUCCAGGAGCAUUAGGAACGGCUAAAUCAGAUUUCUACGUACAAUUAACUGGACCAUUGGCAUUCGAUUUUAAUCGCUAUACAUUCAUUGCUGUUGAAUUACCUGGUUGGGGUAAAUCACGUCCACCAAAACGACCAUAUGGCUUGGAUGUUUAUGAUAAUGAUGUCAAAUGUUGUAUGCAAUUGAUGGAUCAUUUGAAUUAUCAUAGCUAUUCAGUACUUGGUUGGUCAGAUGGUGCAAAAGUUGCAAUACUAUUGGCAAUUUUACAACCAUCAAAAGUUCAAGCUGUUGCUGCAAGCGGUAUCUAUGUGUUCGCUAAUAAGACGAAUAUUUUACCAUUUUUGAAAACACAAAAAAUUGAAACCUGGGACAAAAAAAUGCGCGGUAAUUAUGAAGAAAUUUAUGGACCAGAAUUGUUACAACAACUUUGGGAUAAUCAUUGUAAUUGGUGUCGUGAUUUACAGGCCACAAUUAUGGCCGUAAAUGCAGCAAAACCUGAAUUGAAAGAUCUUCGUUUUGCUAUACACAAUGAUCUAAUGAAUGGUUUGGGACGUAUUCGUUGUCCAGUAUUGAUUAUACAUGGUGACAAAGAUGCAUUGAUUCCAUUGGAACAACCAUUAUAUUGUCAGGAACGUAUUGCCAAUUGUACAUUGAGACGUUUUCCUGAUGCAAAACAUAAUCUUCAUCAAACACAUACAAUGGAAUUUCGACAACUUAUUGAUCAAUUCUUUGAAGAUUCAGGUGAUUUCUAUUGAUUCAACCAUUUUGGUAAGAAUUUGUUUAAUCCAAAAAAAAGAGUUAAUAAAUGAAACAAAAAAAUGCUCUUUUAAAAAUAAACAAAACAAGAAAAAAAACUU
Molecule: messenger RNA, 1305 nt
Organism: Dermatophagoides farinae (American house dust mite)
Lineage: Eukaryota; Metazoa; Arthropoda; Arachnida; Sarcoptiformes; Pyroglyphidae
Product: serine hydrolase BPHL
Molecular function (GO): serine hydrolase activity
Source: RefSeq, a predicted model, not a curated record